Molecule: messenger RNA, 1479 nt
Organism: Photinus pyralis (common eastern firefly)
Lineage: Eukaryota; Metazoa; Arthropoda; Insecta; Coleoptera; Lampyridae
Product: hydrocephalus-inducing protein-like
Exons: 6
Coding region: 1-1479 (492 amino acids)
Biological process (GO): axonemal central apparatus assembly; cilium movement
Cellular component (GO): axoneme
Source: RefSeq, a predicted model, not a curated record
AUGCGGCUGAUCGUGAUUUUCACACCGACUCGCUUGGGAAAGUCUCACGGAAAGCUACUACUUACUUAUGACAGUGGAGAAUCUCUUUGGGUUACCCUGGAAGGUUACGCCAAGGAGGCGAACAUUUACUUGGAAAAGGGAUCGUUGAAUUUUGAUGAGACGUUCAUCGGCCUAACGCGACAGAAAACCCUCACACUGACAAACAACAGCAAAUAUUUGGUUAACUUUGAGUGGAAGCUCUACGUUAGCGCCAAGGAAGAGAUGGCUCACCUUGACAAGCUUAAAGAGUCGAUGCACCACAUGAAAGAGAAUGAGGCUACCAAAUCAAAUAAAUUGCAACAUUUAGAUAUAAUUGACGCGGGAGGGCACUCCAAAGUUUACGAGCGCAUUUACGCCGACGAAGUGAGCGAAUUAGAGGCGGGAAGCCUGCUUCUCUUCCAAAACCCAUAUUUUCGUAUUGUGCCCUUACGGGGAGAAGUGUGGCCCAAUGCCAAAUUUACAUUUACAAUUUUCUUUGCACCUACGCGUGUUGGUAGGUAUAAUUCUGCGGGCUACUUGUACGUAACUGGACGAGGCCAAAGAGUGCGCCUGCUUCUAAAUGGACUGGCCAUGGGACCAAUGAUUGAGUUAAACAUGACCAGGUUGGAUGUGAAUAAACUGUACAUGUGCUCUGUGCACCAGUACGAAAUUGUUGCAAGAAACAAAGGUGAUAUUCCUGGCGGUGUAAAAUUUGUUAGCCAAGAAUUAGAUUUUGGCGGCACGAUGUCGUGUGAACCGGAACUAAUACUGUUGGAACCGGGCAAAUGUGGGAGAUUCGUGAUAACUUUCAGCAGUCGGGAACAAGGAACGUUCAUCGAAGAAAUUCUGUUCAAUAUUGAAGAAUCGCGAGAAGUUCUUCGCGUUAUAUUUACGGGUGAAAUCGAUUGUCCCUAUCUCUCAUUUGAGGAAUGCGAAAUAGAUUUUGGAACAGUCCCAAUCGGUGACCCCAUACGAAAGCAAAUAGUAAUGAAGAAUAGUUCGCUUGUUCCUAUCAGUUACAAACUAUCAGUGCAAGGAGACGGGGACAUACCCUCGGUGACCUGUGCAGAGUACGCUUCGCUACCAAUCAGGUGUGGGUUGAGUAAAAGGCCGAGAGAAUUCGAUUACUGUCAGCGAAGUGGAAGUGUCCCCCCUAAUUCGUGCUUCCACAUGGAGCUCACGCUAACAGCCAACAUCGUUCGACAUCGCUCCACAGCGCUCAUUAUUAAAAUGUGGGACUCGCACAAGCACACAAUCUCCUUGCCUCUUUCGUAUGCGGUAUCAGUACCCAAAGUGAGCUGCGUUCCACCAGAAAUCAACAUACGAUUUUGCUUUCUGAACUACCCUUACCAUCGUACCGUUAUAUUGCACAACGAAACCCCAUUAUCUGGAUACGUGGAAAUUGACGCAUCUUCUGUAAGUAUGCAUUGUUGUAACGCACCCCGUGGUUAUUGUUUCUAA